AUGCUCCGCUUCACGGUUUGCUUGGUGGCCACGGCCGUGUGUAUAUGCACAUCCGCGUUGGCUUCUCCACAAUAUGGCAGCGCUCCAACUCCAGCAGCAUCCUCGUAUGGCGGGAGUGGUGGUUAUGCCGGUGCCGGUGCCGGUACGGGUGCCGCACCAGCAGCUCAGGUAAUUGAAUUGCCCGCCAAUGUUGAAGCUCAAGCGGCCGCUUUGACAAAUGCUGCUGGCGCUAAGGCGACAGCUGCCAAAAUCAAUGCACUCAAAUGGGAUUUGCUCAAUUUGUACGGUUAUGAAAUCGGUUAUCCAUUGUUGGUGAAGAAAUACGGACCAUUGACCUCAUUGUUCUCCGCCUCGUUGCCACCACGCAGUUUUGUUGGAAAGAUCGAUCCUGCUUUCUUGAAAGACUCUUACGGCAAGAUCAAAUAUGUUGGCGAAAGUUCGAUCGGUGUUGCGGCAAUUUAAAAUGGCUGCGCCUAAAACGCGACUGUAAAUUAUUGUUAAAGUAGCUAAGAAUAAAACUAUAAUUUUUUAAGUGG
Ceratitis capitata (Mediterranean fruit fly) is the source of this 536-nucleotide messenger RNA. It is a transcript of the gene Cp16, whose product is annotated as chorion protein S16. Gene Ontology annotation, biological process: multicellular organism development. Lineage: Eukaryota; Metazoa; Arthropoda; Insecta; Diptera; Tephritidae. Gene Ontology annotation, cellular component: egg chorion. The record is from RefSeq and is marked provisional.